ACAAGCAAUUAUAGAAUUGGAUUGGAUCGAGAAGUUCGAGGAGGCUCGCGACGCCGGUUUCGUUUUAUUUUAGCUUAGCUUUCGAAGGCAUCCGGUUGUGCAUUCUCAUCGCGGAUCAUCGCCACGAUUACAGAUCAAAGAGUCGACGAAGGAUAACCGUUAACAAGGAGAAGUACAAAUCGUCAUCAUGGAGGCGAUUAAGAAGAAGAUUGCGACGUUGAAGAAGGAGAUGGACGCCGCGAACGAGACUGUGGAGACGAAUGAAAGUAAAGCGAGAUCGGAGAACAUGCGAGCAGACAAGUUGAACGACGAAGUAAGGGAUCUGCAGAAAAAGCUGGCCCAGCUCGAGCGAGAUUACGAAGUCGCCAAGGCAAAUUUAGAACGAUCUACGGCUGAUUUGGAACAAUGUGAAAAAUCAUGGUCCAGGGCAGAACAAAAUCGAACUACUUUGACGAAGAGAGUGCAGGAGAUCGAGGCGUCGCUUACGAAGAAGGAAGAACUGCGUCUCACUGCUCAGACGAAGCUUGGACGGGCCUCAGAACUUGCUGAUGAUGCGCGAAGAAUGUGUAAAGUGUUAGAAGACAGAAGUCGGCUAGACGAGGAGCGUAUGGAGAAGUUGAUGCAAGAACUAAAGGACGCUAGAUUAAUAGCGGAGGACGCUGACGCGAAGUCCGACGAAAUCUCGAAGAAGCUGCAGCUCGUUGAAGAGGAAUUAGAAGGCGCUGAGGAGAGAGUGAAGACCAGCGAAGCGAAAAUUAUAGAACGAGAAGAUGAGCUGUUCAUCGUGCAGAAUAUUGUGAAAUCCUUAGAAGUAUCCGAAGAAAAGGCUAAUCAACGAGUAGAGGACUUCAAACUGCAGCUGAAGGAGCUGAAGAAGAAGUUGAGGGCGGCCGAGAAGCGCGCUAUUCUUGCUGAGAGGACGGUGAAGAAGCUGUUGAAGGAAGUCGACAUGAAGGAAGACGAACUCAGAGAAGAAAAGGAGAAGUACAAGGCUGUCUGCGACGACAUGGACGCCACGUUCGCGGAGAUGACAGGAUAUUAAUAAUAACCGAAUGGACGGAGUUCCUUUUUAUUUUGCCAUUCUGAGCUUCUUCCGCUUAAUUCGCUACAUUUAACAACGGACGUCUCGCAUCGGUCGGCUGUGCCUCAGCUACGCUGGCUUCAUUCGUUAUAGUGUAUCGUGGAACAGUUUCAGGGGCUUUAUGAAUAACUUGCUACGCGAAUUCUGCAAUUAACACGAUGAAUAAAGAGCGUACUGCUAGUUUGCUAAUAUUGUACAAUCGCUUUGCUUCGCUUGAUACCACGCUAACGCUGCGGGACCGGUGAAAACUGGCCUUUAGUUG
Molecule: messenger RNA, 1343 nt
Organism: Megachile rotundata (alfalfa leafcutting bee)
Lineage: Eukaryota; Metazoa; Arthropoda; Insecta; Hymenoptera; Megachilidae
Product: tropomyosin
Source: RefSeq, a predicted model, not a curated record